CGACCGUUCUCCGCACUGCGCGCACGCCGCAGCCUGCUCCGCGACCCCGCCCGCCCGUCCUCCAAGCCGGCAAGCUGCGCCGCCACAGCGAGCAGCGCUAGACGCCGCGACACGUCGCGUCCGCGCGGGAGGUCCGCCGAGCAACGUCCACUGGGCCACGGACAAGAUGAUGCCCUCGAGCCAGCCCGAAUUUUCGCCGUCGCAGUUCACUUCCUCCCAGAAUGCCGCCGCCGACUCCACCACCCCUUCCAAGGUCCUCUCCUCCUCUCCCCUCACCACAUCCGGGAUUCAACCGUUGGUUGCUUUCGCGAUGGAGUACUAUUGUUUCCCUGAGCUAACUUGUGCUCGGUGGUUGGGUUUGCAGAUGCGGGGCGCAUCGAGCACUAUGCCGCUCACCGUCAAGCAGAUCGCCGACGCGCAGCAAUCUGGCACCGGCGAGAAGGGCGCUCCCUUCGUCGUCGAUGGCGUCGAGAUAGCUAAUAUUCGACUUGUGGGGAUGGUCAAUGGCAAGGCGGAGCGGACAACAGAUGUGUCAUUCACGCUCGAUGAUGGCACCGGCCGCCUCGAUUUCAUUAGAUGGGUGAAUGAUGCUUCAGAUUCUUCUGAAACUGCUGCUGUUCAGAACGGUAUGUAUGUCUCGGUGAUUGGUAGUCUCAAGGGACUUCAAGAAAGGAAGCGCACUACUGCUUUCUCAAUCAGGCCUAUAACUGAUUUCAAUGAGGUUACGCUGCAUUUCAUUCAAUGUGUUUGGAUGCAUAUAGAGAACACUAAAUUAAAGGUUGGCAGUCCUGCACGAACCAGUUCUUCUAUGGGAGCGUCAGCCUCAAAUGGAUUCGGUGCAUCAAGCACACCAACAUCUUUGAAAUCUAAUCCAGCACCGGUGACUAGUGGAGCAAGUGGAUCCGAUGAGACUGAUUUGAAUACACAGGUGCUGAAUAUUUUUAAUGAGCCAGCAAACAUUGAGAGUGAGCAUGGGGUGCAUAUUGAUGAAAUAAUCAAGCGGUUCAAAUUGCCUGAGAGCAAGAUCAGGGAGGCUAUUGUUUAUAAUGCGGAUGUCGGGCACAUUUACUCAACAAUCGAUGACUUUCACUACAAGGCAGCUUGAAGUUGUAGCCAAAAUUUCUGUCAGUUGUGAGAGAAGAGAUGCAUCUGUGGAGUUUGGCUGGAGCUAGAGGAGUUUCUCAUCUCCUUGCCCUGGCACCUUUGACGGUUUUGCUUAGGGCUAGUUAGGGUCUGUUCUUUCCAUUUGGUAACAGGUUAUUAGUUCUUUUGUAAGGUGAUGGUUUUUUCUGCUCAGGUUUUUUCCUUAAAAAACCUGGCUGUACCUUGGGUUUCUAAAGCCCCUUUUCUUCAUAAUAUAUUGACACACAGCUCUCCUGCGUGUUCAGAAAAAAAGUUGUAGCCAAAAUCAAGCAUAUUUAGUACGAUGGCAGCCUGCUUGUAUGGCAGAUGAGCCUAGAGGAGGAGAGGACAAUGUAUCAUUUGAGAGACCUGAUUCCACCUCCUUGUACUGACCAACUCAAGAAAGAAAAGAUGGUAUGGAGGAAGACUGUUUCAUGGUGUUAAACCUAUCUAA
Molecule: messenger RNA, 1576 nt
Organism: Setaria italica (foxtail millet)
Lineage: Eukaryota; Viridiplantae; Streptophyta; Magnoliopsida; Poales; Poaceae
Product: replication protein A 32 kDa subunit A
Exons: 9
Coding region: 167-1105 (312 amino acids)
Biological process (GO): double-strand break repair via homologous recombination; nucleotide-excision repair; DNA replication
Cellular component (GO): nucleus; site of double-strand break; DNA replication factor A complex
Molecular function (GO): DNA binding
Source: RefSeq, a predicted model, not a curated record